UGAUUUCAAAAUCAGUUAAACAACACCCAUUAGAUAAUAUCUGUUUCUGGUGCAGUUAAAAUCUCAAACUGUGCCAGCUUGUCCUGACACAAAAUACAUGAUUCAAUGAUGUUACAUUAAAUUCAACAGAACAGAACUUGCACAAUGUUGAUGUCGCAAGCCAAACUGCACAACAUCUCCAAUGCCAUAAAAAUGGGUUUGAAGAAGAACGAUAACCAUCAUCACUGUUCAGCUGCAGUACUUUACCACUACCCUUGUCCGGAUGGUGCUUUUGCUGCUCUCGCUGCACACCUUUACUUCAAGGCCACAUCUUCAUUCUCCCCUCUUUUCUUUCCCAACACUGUUUACAACCCCAUCAGGGCGGAAGAUCUUCCUCUGGAUGAAAUUGAUGAUCUUUACCUCCUAGAUUUUGUGGGGCCGGAUGGUUUUAUUGAGGAAAUCUCUACCAAAGUUCCAAGGGUGAUUGUUUUGGACCAUCACAAGACUGCCCUUGAGAGGUUGGGGAAGGAGGAUUCACUUGGUGAAAAUGUGGUUAAGGUUCUUGACAUGGAGAGGAGUGGGGCUACUAUUGCAUUUGAUUACUUCAAAGAUAAGCUUUUGAGUCCUGAUAUUGCAGCUAAGCACUCCCCAGUUCUUGAUGAAUUUGAGCGUGCCAGACAACUUUUUCUGUAUGUUGAAGAUGUGGACCUGUGGAGGUGGAGACUCCAGAACAGCAAAGCUUUUAGCAGUGGUUUGAAGGAUUUGAACAUUGAAUUUGAUGCCAGGAAAAAUCCUUCCUUGUUUGACCAGUUGCUUUCUCUAGACUUGAAUGCUAUCAUUAGUAGAGGUAUGCAAAGCUUAUCACUCAAGCAAAAGUUAAUUGAUGAUUGUCUCAGCAAGUCAUAUGAAAUUGCCCUUGGGAAUGGUGCAUUUGGUCAUUGCCUGGCUGUCAAUGCAGAUUCUACUCUUUCACUGCUAAGAAGUGAAUUGGGACAUCAAUUAGCUACUAAAAGCAAGGAAAUGAAGUUGAGAGGUAUUGGUGCAGUUGUGUAUAAAGUACCAGAGCUUGAAAAUGACCAACUGCUAAAAAUAAGUCUGAGGAGUGAGGAGAAAGAAGAUACCACACCUAUCACUCAGGAAUUUGGAGGUGGUGGGCAUAGAAAUGCAGGUUCUUUCAUGUUAACAGCUGAUAAGUUUGAACAAUGGAAGGUGUGAUUGGAUUUUUGCACUUGACAUGAGUUGUGUAUAAAGAACCAUAACUUGAAAAUAAGCAUAAGGGGUGUGGAGAAUGAAGUUACCACGCCUAUCUCUCAGGAAUUUGGAGGUGGUAGACAUUGAAAUGCAAGCUCUUUCAUGUUAAUAGCUGAUGAAUUUAAACAAUGAAAGCUGUGAUUGGAUUUUUGCACUUGACAUGGAGACAUGAAGGAGUUACAGUCACACAUGAUAUUCUGUGUGCUGCUCAAAUUGCAAAGUUAUGUGGAAUGUUUUAGUAGUUCUGUCAAUUACUCUAUUAUGCAGUUCUUUUGAAUAUUCUUUUUAUGUAAUUCGAAAGCAAUGUUUGAGUAGUCUCUUCAA
Vigna unguiculata (cowpea) is the source of this 1554-nucleotide messenger RNA. RefSeq names its product DHHA1 domain protein. The record is from RefSeq and is a predicted model, not a curated record. NCBI's taxonomy places the organism in Eukaryota, Viridiplantae, Streptophyta, Magnoliopsida, Fabales, Fabaceae.